AUGACUUCAACCGAAAAGCCCACAACGGGCCACCACCACAAUCCCAAUCCCAAAACCAGCAUGGAGCCCUCAAAACACGAAAUCGACGACCUCCCCUUCUCAGCAACCAAAUCCCACCACCAUAAUACCCAGGACCCAUGGACAACCCAGUUCUCCUCCGCGCCCCCCGAAUGGCACGCCCGCACCCAAAAAGCCCUCCUCCGCAAAAUCGACCUCCACCUCCUCCCCUUUUUGAUCCUGAUGUACCUCCUCAACUUCCUCGACCGGUCCAACCUCGCGCAAGCCCGACAGGGCACUUUGGAAGCCGACCUCUCCAUGUCCGGCACAGAUUUCAACCUAGCAACCAGCAUUUUCUUCGUCGCCUACCUCCUCAUGCAAUUACCGAGUAACAUGCUCAUCACCCGUCUCCGCCCUUCGAUAUACUUGUCAACAGCAAUGGCGCUGUGGGGCGGUGUAUCAGCUUGUAGUGCUGCUAGUCAGAAGUUUGAGCAUUUACUUGUUGUGCGAAUAAUGUUGGGAAUAGUGGAGGCGCCGUUUUUUCCGGGCGCGGUGUUUUUGAUGAGUAGUUGGUACUCGAGGGCGGAGCUUACGAAGCGGAUGGCGUAUUUUUAUAGCGGGAAUGCGCUGGCGAAUAUGUUUGGGGGGGUUAUUGGGGCGGGGGUGCUGGGGAAUUUGGAGGGCGCGAGGGGGAUAAGUGGGUGGCGGUGGUUGUUUAUUAUUGAGGGAACAAUAACCAUAGCCGUCGCCAUCGCCGCCGCCUUUGUCCUACCCGAUUACCCCAACACCACACGCUGGCUAAGCGAAGAAGAGCGGGCCUAUGCCUCCUGGCGCUUGCUAGCCGACAUCAACGAGUCCGACGAUCAAAAUACUCGCUCGGUGUGGGACGGACUGAAGCUCGCCGUCAAAGAUUACCGACUAUACCUCUUCGUCUUGCUACAGCAUCUGUCCCUGCUCAGCCAAACGUUCCAGUACUUCUUCCCCAGCAUCGUGGGCACCCUCGGAUACGGCAAGAUCGAAACCCUGUGGUUGACGGCUCCCGUGUGGUUUGCGACUUUUCUGAUCUCCGUCUGUGUGACCUGGACGAGCUCGAAGACGGGUGAUCGCAGCUUGCAUAUCUUCUUCUUGAUGUUGUUGGCUGCUGCUGGAAAUGCGGUUGCGACGGGCACGACGAAGGUGGGGGCGAGGUUCUUUGCCAUGUUCUUGAUGCCUAUGGGGGCUGUUUCUGCUUAUCAAAUCAUAUUGUCGUGGGUUGCCAACUCGUUCCCUCGUCCUAUGGUCAAGCGGUCGGCUGCUGUGGCUAUUGCCAACAUGAUUGGAAAUACGGCUAGUAUUUAUGGCUCGUACAUGUAUCCAGCAACGGCUGCGCCACAGUAUAUCCCCGGAGGGAGUGCGAAUUCGGUUAUCUGCCUUCUGGUGGGUUUGCUGGCGUUGUUCUUGCGUUAUCUGCAUAAGUGGGAGAAUAAGAAGCUGGAGAAGGCCGAGGCGGAAGAGGCUGAGAACCCAGAGACUGCUGUUGCGGCUGAAGGGGAUAGGAGAGCCGCUGGGUUCAGGUAUAUCUACUGA
Molecule: messenger RNA, 1563 nt
Organism: Sordaria macrospora k-hell
Lineage: Eukaryota; Fungi; Ascomycota; Sordariomycetes; Sordariales; Sordariaceae
Biological process (GO): transmembrane transport
Cellular component (GO): membrane
Molecular function (GO): transmembrane transporter activity
Source: RefSeq, a predicted model, not a curated record